GACUGGCAGCUCGUGUGGGCCAGAUAUAUAAAAGUAUGUGGUGGUGUGCAUCUGCCGCUAGAUUUUCUGGCUGUAGUUUAUACAACUACAUGAGUCGUUGUUAAUCUGACCAACGACUUUUCAUAAUUUACUCAACUGCACAUCAUAGCUGCUCAGAGGAUCAACUAACACGGAUAUCGUGGUUAUAACAACAUGAUAAUAUACAACCAUGUCUUGUUCGGUUCAUAAAGGUAAGGACGCCUUUUAAUUUUCGGGGACGAUGAUGCGGCGGAAAUGUACGCUUGUAGCUUUAUUUUGAUGUUAGUGUUAAUUCACUGCAAUGGCGGAGGAAGGCGCAGAUGCAGUUGGAGCUGGCCCUGGCCUCGGCCCCGACGUAAACACAGCUGGAAACCAGACAGAAAUCGCCAUGGCGUAUUUACAGGACGAGAGGACCGAUGUAGACAUUGCUAACCUCAACCUGGGAGAACUGGACCUCACCACUGAUGAGUUUAUCUUGGAUGAAGUGGACAUUCACAUCCAGGCUAAUCUGGAAGACGACCUGGUGAAGGAGGCACUCAAAACGGGUGUUGACCUCCGUCAGUACUCCAAACAGGUGGAGGCAGAGCUGCAGAGGAUCGAACAGGCCUCCAUUAAAGACUACAUCAAGGAGAGUCAGAACAUCGCUCUUCUGCACAAUCAGAUCACCGCCUGCGACUCCAUACUGGAGCGUAUGGAAGGAAUGCUGAGCGGCUUCCAGAGCGACCUGUCCUCCAUCAGCAGUGAGAUCCAGACUCUGCAGCAGCAGUCGGUCAGCAUGAAUGUUCGGUUGAAGAACAGGCAGGCUGUACGCAGCCACCUCAGCCAGCUGGUGGAUGAGUUGAUUGUGCCUGGAGCCAUGAUCUCCACCAUCCUGGACAGUCCUGUGACGGAGCAGGAGUUUCUGGAGCAGCUGCAUGAGCUCAACAGCAAGAUCAACUUCGCCAAGGAGCUGAGCUUUAGAGAGACGCUGGCCUGCUCAGACAUCCAGGACAUUGUUGACCGCCUGAAACUCAAGGCUGUGUCAAAGAUUAGAGAGUUCAUUCUGCAGAAGAUCUACUCGUUCAGGAAGCCCAUGACCAACUACCAGAUACCACAGAACACGCUGCUGAAGUACAGAUUUUUUUAUCAGUUCCUUUUGGCCAAUGAGAGGACGGUUGCUAAGGAGAUCAGAGACGAGUAUGUGGACACAAUGAGCAAGAUUUACUACAGUUACUUCAAGUCGUACAGUGGCAGGCUGCUCAAAGUGCAGUACGAGGAGGUGGCAGACAAAGAUGACCUGAUGGGAGUGGAAGACACGGCAAAGAAAGGUUUCUUCUCUAAACCGUCUCUGAAGAGCAGGAACACCAUCUUCACUGUGGGCCAGAGGGGGGCCGUACUGAGUCCCGCUGAGCUGGAGGGGCCCAUCCUGGUCCCACACACAGCUCAGAGGGGAGACAGCAGGUAUCCCUACGAGACGCUGUUUCGCAGCCAGCACUAUGCUCUGCUGGACAACGGCUGCAGAGAAUACCUUUUCCUCUCAGACUUCUUCAUGGUCACAGGAAACUCCGCCCUUGACCUCUUCAACAGCAUCAUGGGAAAAACUCUCAGCAUGUUCUUGAAGAGCAUGUCCACCUACGUGUCUGACUGCUAUGACAGCAUCGCUGUCUUCCUGUGUAUCCACAUCAUCCUCAGGUUCCGAGCCAUCACCGCCAAGAGGAACAUCCCCGCUCUCGACAAGUACUGGGAGGCGGUGUUGGAGCUGCUGUGGCCGAGGUUUGAGCUCAUCCUGGAGAUGAACAUCCACAGCAUCAGACACACAGACCCUCAGAAACUGGGGGUACUGGACACCAGGCCACAUUAUAUCACUCGGCGUUACGCAGAGUUCUCAUCAGCCAUUGUCAGCAUCAACCAGACCUUUCCCAACGAGAGGACCAACGCUCUGCUGGGACAGCUACAGGUUGAGGUGGAAAACUUUGUUCUAAAGAUGGCAGCAGAGUUUCCCUCCAGGAGAGACCAGCUCAUCUUCCUCAUCAACAACUACGACAUGAUGCUCGGCGUCCUCAUGGAGAGGGCAGCAGACGACAGUAAGGAGGUGGAGGGUUUCCAGCAGCUGCUCCUGGCCAGGACACAGGAGUUCAUCGAGGAGAUUCUGUCUCCCCCCUUUGGAGGGAUGAUCACCUUCGUGAAGGAGGCUGAGGCGCUGAUGGAGAAAGGGCAGCUGGACCGAUUGAAGAAUGAGGAAGCUCGUAUCACUCAGCUGGUCCGGGGCUUUUCCAGUACAUGGAAACAGUCUGUGGAGUCGAUGAGUCAGGACGUCAUGAGGUCCUUCACUAACUUUAAGAAUGGGACCAGCAUCAUACAGGGCGCUCUGACCCAACUGAUCCAGUACUACCACGGCUUCCACAAGAUCCUGAAUCAGCCGACGUUUCGCAGCCUGGCCGUGCGCUCCGAGCUCAUCAACCUGCACCACCUCAUGGUCGAGGUCAAGAAGCACAAACCCAACUUCUAGUAGGCCCGAACAGCUCCUUCCUUAUGUUCAGCACCAGUGCUGAACUCCCAGAGUCUAGGAGCAAAACCAAGAGGCUGCACUUCAGCAACAAACCCAAGUUUCCUUCUGUAGGUUUGUGAAAGCAUUAAGACAUUUUUCUUACCAGCUGAAGAACAAGUGGAGUCAGAGAUGAGUGAGGGCAGACGAGCUGACAUCCUCGCCGGAUCAGAGUGGAAAUGGAAAGUGUUUACUUUACAUUUGUCAUUCCCGAGGUGAGGAAAACUGUGAAACCUUAUUCCGUCCUUAGACCUUCACAAGAGGAACUUAUGCAAGAACUUGAACUAAAGUGACUGUGUUUAAAAAAACAUCCUAAGACCUGAUGAUUUAACCACUUCUUCUCUGUGACAUAAAUAAUCAGAAACAUAAAUAAGAAGCAAGAAACAGGAGUCAAGAAAAUCUAAGCAGCAUGUUUAAAGUAUUUAUAUGUAAACUACUGAUUAAAAGUUCACCAAAUCAACAAGACCCUCCUUCAUAGACCAAGUGUUUAGGGGGCAAAUCUGGACUUGUUUUUUUUUUUUUUUUCAGAAUUAAAGCAGAACUGUGUAACUGUGGUUGAGCAGUGGCCAUGUCUAAGGCAGAUGAACUGAGCAAAGGUUCAUGUUAUCACUGAUGAAUUCAACCUUUUAUUUGUACAUGUUAUUUACAAGGUGCAUAGUGUUUCUAUAGAUACUGCUGUAGUGAGAGAAGUACUUGUGAAUAUACUGCUUGAAAAACUCAGAAGAGGAGACGUACACAGCAAAUACCAUAAAAAAUCCAAACCAGCACAGUGUUGGUUCGUCUCCCAGUACUUUGGCUUCUCUACAGUCUGUGGCUCUUGGCUUCAUGUCCAUUGGUUCUUACUGAAGACAUCUUUACAAAUACCUUACAAACAUAGUGUUUCAUUUUUUACACAAGGAUCAGUGAUUUUCACAAAACGCUGCUUGCUGGAUUUUUAUCAAACAAAAUUGAGGAAAGGGUGCAUAGGUUGGGACUAUUUUCAGCAGCGGAUGAAUGCACAUUUGGUCUAUAGUGAGUGUCUGUGGCAGCAGGACAGUGUGUGUGUGUGUGUGUGAGGGGCUGACGGCUGAGUCAGCGUAAACUCCAGUGUGUGUUCAUGGUGAUGAAGGAACACGUCAUCCAGUGAAGUAGUGUGGUCAAUGGUGGGUUUAACGGUGAUGCACAGGACGCGUUAGCAGGAGACAGUCACUGCUGGUUUGGGUCUGCACAUCGGAUUUGUUGGCAAGAAAAUUGUAGAAUAUCACCAGACUGAACAUCUGAAAGAUGCUCUCCCCCAGUUUGUUAUAGACACUGAACAAAACCUGCUGCUGAGGUUGUCGUGUGCCUUUGCUUAGUUCUCUAGCUGCUUUUAGUGGUGUCCGUCUGUACAUAUUGUCAGUCCAGUGUGGACCUGUGGAGUCUAUCAAUGAAGCAUGGAAAUGCAACACAACGGUGUCUGUUGGUUUACUAUAAUUCUCUUUUAGAUUUAUGAAACAAUAAAUAUCAUGCCACAUGCUAAUCAUAUAUCAGAGUGAGCACACUCCACACAUUCACCUCAGACAAAUCACAGCAAAGGGCAAAUUAACUGUUGUUGAUAGUAAGUGUAAUGAAGUCUGUUUCUCCAUGAACCAUUAAUAUGACCAUUCUUUUUUCAAUUUAUUUGUUAUUUGGUCAUUUAGUCGUUUCUUAUACUGCCUUAUAUCAAACCCACUAUGGUUCAGGGGAAAAUAUUGCACUUUUUCUCUACCACUAACAAGCUAAGACAAUCAUUCACACUUGUAUAUUUAUUAAUUUCAAGGUUUUGUAAAAGUAAAGACAAGACAAAGUCUUUCUGUACACUGUGACCUCAUCCACUGAUUCACAUGUACUGAGUAAAUAUGUGAAAAAACACAAAAUUAGCCUGACGGCAGCUGUCUUUACCCACACAUGGUCGAAUUCCCCCAGUUUUGUCGAUCUGUGAAGCUUUGGCUUCUCUAAACUAAGAAAUUGAUGACUGGGUUUCCCUGAUUAGUCUUAAAUUAACAUUUGAAUAUCUUAGACAUAUAUAACGUAAUUAUUUUGUAUUAGGGUGCUGCUUUCUGCUCAGGCACCAUUAAUAAAGUUUUAACUGAUAUAUUGAUGUUUAACACCUCAUUUACUGAUGUUUUGUAAGAUAGUUACUAGGCAUCAAUAAGAGAGUUUGAGAUGGUGUAUUUCUGAACUGCAGACUGAGCCAGUUUCCCUCUGUUUCCAGUCUUUAUGCUAAGCUAACCAUGUAACAACUCCAGUUCCAUAAUUAUUGGACAGAAAUGAGAGAGUGGCAUUUAAAGCUUAGACCCAGGGUUGUUUUAGACAAACAGAAAACCUUUUCUUUACUCAGACCACAUCUCUCCCUCUCACACCUA
This is a messenger RNA of Monopterus albus (swamp eel), 4905 nucleotides long. It is a transcript of the gene vps52, whose product is annotated as VPS52 subunit of GARP complex. The coding region runs from base 320 to 2506 and encodes 728 amino acids. The record is from RefSeq and is a predicted model, not a curated record. Gene Ontology annotation, molecular function: syntaxin binding. Gene Ontology annotation, biological process: endocytic recycling; retrograde transport, endosome to Golgi; Golgi to vacuole transport. Gene Ontology annotation, cellular component: GARP complex. The transcript is spliced from 21 exons. NCBI's taxonomy places the organism in Eukaryota, Metazoa, Chordata, Actinopteri, Synbranchiformes, Synbranchidae.